GUGAUUGUAUGAGACUCUCAAGGACCGCCUGAGGUUGCUUACUCCGACUAACAUUUGUGGGAGGACCGUUGUGCGUCUGUGCGGAUGUCGAGUCUGAGGAGAUAGCUCGUCGAGAAUAAGGGAUUUAAAUUAAGAACUAAGCGGGCGACCUGCUCAGCAAGGGUGAGGGAGGGUAACUGUUUUGUAUCUUGCUCGACCAGGAGGAGGGGGAGGAGGGAGGACGGAUAAUGAGCUAUUCUUGUACUAACACAGGCAAGAGCCAGGACCCAUCUAGCGCUAAGAAGUCCGGUGGUAAUAAUCCCGGCAGUUGCGGCGGUAGCGGAGACACCGGCAGCAGCAACAACAGCCACAACAACCGCGGUAACAAGGCGAACGCGAAAUCCAAUACAGCCGAGGCGAUGAAAGUCAAGGUGGGCUGCAACACGACAGAUGGUAGGAUCCCAGCUACGAUGGAGGAGGAAUUGCUGGCAAAUACGAUAAUUACGCCCGACGAUGUAUUGGGUUUAGAGAAGAUCACUCAAAACUACCUGUGUGGUCCAGAGGACAAUGUGUACGACAUUGACUUCACAAGAUUCAAGAUCCGUGACUUGGAGACGGGCACAGUCUUGUUUGAGAUCACCAAGCCUCCAUCCGCCAACAAGGCAGACAAGCUUGUUGACCCCAAUGCGGGGCGUUUUGUACGGUACCAGUUCACCCCUGCGUUCCUGAAACUACGCCAAGUCGGAGCCACUGUCGAGUUCACCGUGGGUGACGUCCCCAUCAAUAACUUCCGCAUGAUUGAGAGGCACUACUUCCGGGAGCAGCUCCUGAAGAGCUUCGACUUUGAGUUUGGCUUCUGCAUCCCCAGCAGCAAGAACACCUGCGAGCACAUCUACGAGUUCCCCCCUCUCUCUGAUGAGACCAUGUGUGCAAUGAUGCUUCACCCUUACGCGACACAAUCGGACAGCUUCUACUUUGUGGACAACAAGCUGGUCAUGCACAACAAGGCAGACUACUCCUACAGUGGGACCCCCUAGACGUCUGUGUACUAUGUAGGGAUGGGAGUGGGCCCCUAGACGUCUGUGUACUAUGUAGGGAUGGGAGCGGGAGGGGGCCCCUAGACGUCUGUGUACUAUGUAGGGAUGGGAGUGGGAGGGAGGGUAGGUAGGCAGUCAGGGAAGACCUUAGGACCACUCAUAUGCCAUGUGUCCACCACCACCACCACCACCACCAUCACCCAUUAGCCAUUAUUUUUGUUUCCUCCACCACUUUGACUCACUGACAUCCAAUGGAGAAAAGAAAAAAAGCCCACAAGGCUGUUUUUGUGGUGACCUGGGGGCUAGUGACAGGCAACACAGCUUUUAGUCACACUUUUACUUGUACAUAUCGACUCUUGAUAGUCAUCCACUGCCAUCAAUCACGAAACACCAGCACGCAUGGAAGUCCUUAAGUGGGACCCAGUGUAGUACACAAGAUCAAAGUGUGUAUGAGGGAUAGGGAUGAUUCAUGCUAAGAGUUUGUUAAGGGUUUUGUGUGUGAAGGACAAUGCACUGUGACUGGUUCUUUGGUUAUUAUGACAGUGGAGGUUACAUUCCAACUUUCCAUUGGAGUAGUUCUGGGAUUUCGAAGAAUAAACCUAUUACUUGA
Molecule: messenger RNA, 1626 nt
Organism: Clupea harengus (Atlantic herring)
Lineage: Eukaryota; Metazoa; Chordata; Actinopteri; Clupeiformes; Clupeidae
Gene: unc119a2
Product: unc-119 lipid binding chaperone a2
Biological process (GO): negative regulation of caveolin-mediated endocytosis; negative regulation of clathrin-dependent endocytosis; lipoprotein transport
Cellular component (GO): centrosome; spindle pole; intercellular bridge
Molecular function (GO): lipid binding
Source: RefSeq, a predicted model, not a curated record